Messenger RNA from Cornus florida, 1585 nucleotides. RefSeq names its product F-box/WD-40 repeat-containing protein At3g52030. Lineage: Eukaryota; Viridiplantae; Streptophyta; Magnoliopsida; Cornales; Cornaceae. The record is from RefSeq and is a predicted model, not a curated record. The transcript is spliced from 9 exons. Bases 168 to 1457 code for a protein of 429 amino acids. Gene Ontology annotation, molecular function: protein binding.
AAAGAAAAGAAAAAGAAGCCCAUAAAAUGAAAUCAGCUAAAGCUAAAACUUAAACACAGAAAAACAUUGAUAGAUGAGAAUAAAAGUAGUCCGUAACACACACUCUCUCUCAAUAUAUAUAUAUAUAUAUAUAUAAUCUAUAUACCAUACCUCUGGCGAGGACAAGGAUGAACACCACCACCUCCGGCGGUGUACCACCGUCGAAGAGGAGGAAAGGAAUCCACGCCCUCAGUCACGACACUCUUUGUACGAUUUUCACUCUUCUCGACCUCAUCGAAGCCGUUCGCUGCACCACCGUUUGCAGAUACUGGAGAACAGUCAUCAAUAAGUAUAAGUUGCUACAAGUACUAUACUCCAAGCAAGAAAGGAGGAACUCUGCAGACCUCUUUGAUGCGUCGAUGUGUUCAGAGAGGUCAUUGAAGAUACAUUUGGAGGAGGUAGCUAUGGAUUGGCAUAGAUUCUCCUUACGAGUAAGACCGAUUGAUAUCUACCAGUGGAAAGGUCAUUCAGUUGGGGUUGAUAAGUGCCGAAUGAAGAUGGGAUUGAUUCUUACCGGUGUAGGUGAUAAGGUGAUGCGUCUCUGGUCAGCAGAAAGAUACAAAUGUUUGGAUGAAUAUUCUCUUCCAGAUAACACCCGUUUAGUUGAUUUUGAUUUUGAUGAGAACAAGGUUGUUGGUUUGGUCGGGACUCGUAUAUGCAUAUGGAGGCGGCAUAAUGCGGAGAGAAAUAUAUUUCCCUCACGUGAAAACCUGUUUACAAACGGUUUAUGUAUGCGUUAUGUAGAUCCAGAGGCAGUGGUUGGAUGUGAAGAUGGUACUGCUCGCGUAUUUGACAUGUAUAGCAGGAAAUGUUCUCAAAUUAUUAAAAUGCAUCUUGGGCCAGUGACAUGCUUAUCACUGAGUGAUGAUCAAUUGAUUAUUAGUGGUUCCUCAACUGGUGGUAUCACAGUAUCAGGUCUUUCAACUGGUCAGCGGGUAGCUGCCCUAAUGUCAAGUGAUUCCUCAGGCAUAAGAACCUUGUGUUUCAAUCCUUCUUCUCAUUUACUGUUUGCUGGAUCAACGUCAGGAUAUGCUUCUUGUUGGGACCUUAGGACAAUGAAAAAACUUUGGGAGACACGAGUAAGUCCCAAUGUUUUAUAUUCUAUGCAUCACCUGCAAAUUGAUAGAUCAACAUUAGUUACUGGUGGAAUAGAUGGUGUGCUACGUGUAUUGGAUCAGAACACGGGUGAAGUGUAUUCAAGGUGCAUUAUGUAUGAAAGUAACAGGGGAUCGAAUCGCACAGAAGACGUGUAUGGAGUCAUUAAAAGUAAUCAAGCGGUAAGGCUCGCAGAAGAUGACCGCAUUGAUCUCAUUCCUAGAACUUCUCGACCUCCCAUCAGGUGCUUGGCUGUUGGAAUGCGGAAGGUUGUCACCACACACAAUGACAAGUGCAUCAGAUUAUGGAAAUUCAAAGCAUAAUCAGUAUUACCUCUUCUGGUGCGGAUUUGUGAUUAUUAAGCUUCAAUGUUAGUAACUUUUAGGGUUAAUUACAAUGACACCCCUUUGAGUUUGUCAUAAUAACAGUCAUAUAUAAGUUGGGUUUUUUU